AUGCCUAGUCUAGUGGUAUCUGGAAUAAUGGAAAGAAAUGGGGGCUUUGGAGAAUUAGGAUGUUUCGGGGGUAGCGCUAAGGACCGAGGGCUGCUGGAAGACGAGCGCGCCCUUCAGCUGGCGCUUGAUCAACUCUGCCUCCUGGGUUUGGGGGAGCCCCCCGCCCCCACGGCGGGCGAGGACGGGGGAGGUGGGGGGGGCGGCGCCCCCGCGCAGCCGGCCGCCCCCCCGCAGCCGGCCCCGCCGCCGCCGCCCGCCGCGGCCCCGACCGCCCCGAGCGCGGCCCCCGCGGCGCAGACGCCCCAGCCCCCCGCCGCCCCCAAAGGGGCAAACGACGCCAAGCUCUGCGCGCUCUACAAAGAGGCCGAGCUGCGCCUGAAGGGCAGCAGCAACACCACGGAGUGCGUUCCCGUGCCCACCUCCGAGCACGUGGCGGAGAUCGUGGGCAGGCAAGGCUGCAAGAUUAAGGCUUUGAGAGCCAAGACCAACACCUACAUCAAGACACCUGUGCGAGGUGAGGAGCCCGUGUUCAUGGUGACUGGGAGGCGGGAAGACGUGGCCACAGCCCGGCGGGAAAUCAUCUCAGCAGCUGAGCACUUCUCCAUGAUAAGAGCCUCACGCAACAAAUCUGGCGCCGCUUUUGGUGUGGCCCCUGCUCUGCCGGGCCAGGUGACCAUUCGUGUUCGAGUGCCCUACCGUGUGGUGGGACUGGUGGUGGGCCCCAAGGGAGCGACCAUCAAACGCAUCCAGCAGCAGACCAACACAUACAUCAUCACCCCCAGCCGGGACCGCGACCCGGUGUUCGAGAUAACCGGCGCCCCAGGCAACGUGGAACGUGCGCGGGAGGAGAUCGAGACGCACAUCGCAGUGCGCACCGGCAAGAUCCUCGAGUACAACAGCGACGGCGACUUCCUGGCUGGCAGCCCCGACACUGCGCUGGACAGCCGCUACUCGGACGCCUGGCGGGUGCAUGCUCCGGGCUGCAAGCCGCUUUCCACCUUCCGGCAGAACAGCCUGGGCUGCAUCGGCGAGUGCAGCGUGGACUCGGCCUUCGAGGCCCCGCGCCUAGGCGAGCAGGGCGGGGACUUCGGCUACGGCGGGUAUUUGUUUCCGGGCUACGGCGUGGGCAAGCAGGACGUGUACUAUGGCGUGGCUGAGACGAGUCCCCCGUUGUGGGCGGGCCAGGAGAACGCCACGCCCACCUCGGUGCUCUUUUCUGCCGCCUCUUCUUCAGCCAAGGCACGCGCAGGCCCACCGGGUGCACACCGCUCUCCAGCCACCUCUGCGGGGCCAGAGCAGCUGGCCGGGCUCCCUCGGCGACCGCCUGGAGAGCCACUGCAGGGCUUCUCUAAACUGGGGGCGGGAGGGCUGCGGAGUCCUGGCGGCGGGCGGGACUGUAUGGUUUGCUUUGAGAGCGAAGUGACAGCAGCCCUGGUGCCCUGUGGACACAACCUUUUCUGCAUGGAGUGUGCAGUACGCAUCUGCGAGAGGACGGACCCAGAGUGUCCUGUCUGCCACAUCACCGCCACGCAAGCCAUCCGAAUAUUUUCCUAA
Arvicola amphibius (Eurasian water vole) is the source of this 1554-nucleotide messenger RNA. It is a transcript of the gene Mex3a, whose product is annotated as mex-3 RNA binding family member A. Lineage: Eukaryota; Metazoa; Chordata; Mammalia; Rodentia; Cricetidae. Gene Ontology annotation, molecular function: RNA binding. The record is from RefSeq and is a predicted model, not a curated record. The transcript is spliced from 2 exons. Bases 1 to 1554 code for a protein of 517 amino acids.